AUGUCAGAAGGAAUCUACGAAUUUGAAGGGAAUGUAACUAGCACAAAUAUUGAUUGCCCAGUAUAUGGCAAUGUAGGAGCUGACAAGACCAAACCAGAUUCAGCAUAUUGUCAGUGGUGGAAAAGACCUUCUGGAGUUGCUGCUGUGUGUCUGGGACUGCUGUGUGUUCUGCUUCUGGCUGGGAUCAUAGGACUGUCAGUCUCCUAUGGCGUCAUUGGCCGUCAAUACUUCACAGAAAGAAACAAACUACAGACCAGCAACAAGAACCUGACUGAAGAGAGAGACCAGCUACAGACUAGUUACAACAACCUGACAAAAGAGAGAGACCAGCUACAGAGAGACAGAGACAUUUUCCAAAGGUUAUUGGUGAAAUAUCCAAAUGGAUGGAAAGUUUUUGGUAACAGCAUCUAUUACGUCUCCACUGAGGAAAAUAACUGGGAAUAUGCCAACCAGGACUGUCUGAAGAGAGGGGCACAGCUAGUCAUCAUAAACAGCCCAGAGGAACAGAAAUUCCUCAUUACAUUAAACAUACGUUCUUGGAUCGGUCUGACUGACCGUGAGACUGAGGGGACCUGGAGAUGGGUGGACGGCACACCUCUGACUACAGCGUACUGGGGAGGAAAAGAGCCUAAUAGUGGUGGUGGUAUAUACAAAGAUGAGGACUGUGCAGAGAUUAAUAAUAUUUGGUAUAGUGAUCCUGUAAAGAACUGGAAUGACGAUUUAUGUACCACACAACAUAACUGGAUUUGUGAAAACGUCAUUUAUUAACAAUACUUUGUUAUCUACUAUACAAUCAGAAUGUAUUAAGACAGUACACAAAUAAUAAAUAAUAUGCCAUUUAGCAAAAAUGUGUAUGUAAAUUGACUUUCAGCCAUGGAGAGCUGGGGUUGAUUUUAAUGUUCAGUAUUGAUCUGAAUUUUGCCUUUAAAAUAAUAUCAAAUGCAUUGAAAAAUUGUAGGUUGAAUUGAAUAGAGAAAUCAGGCUUGACUGGUUGA
Messenger RNA from Esox lucius (northern pike), 995 nucleotides. Its product is annotated as C-type lectin domain family 6 member A-like. The transcript is spliced from 6 exons. Bases 1 to 768 code for a protein of 255 amino acids. The record is from RefSeq and is a predicted model, not a curated record. NCBI's taxonomy places the organism in Eukaryota, Metazoa, Chordata, Actinopteri, Esociformes, Esocidae.